Messenger RNA from Colletotrichum spaethianum, 1509 nucleotides. Its product is annotated as nuclear polyadenylated RNA-binding protein NAB2. The coding region runs from base 1 to 1509 and encodes 502 amino acids. The transcript has 2 exons. NCBI's taxonomy places the organism in Eukaryota, Fungi, Ascomycota, Sordariomycetes, Glomerellales, Glomerellaceae. Gene Ontology annotation, cellular component: cytoplasm; nucleus. Gene Ontology annotation, biological process: regulation of mRNA stability. Gene Ontology annotation, molecular function: poly(A) binding. The record is from RefSeq and is a predicted model, not a curated record.
AUGACGGUUCAGGUCGUUCUCAACACACCGCUGGCGGAUGCCUUAAGCGCCGCCAUUCAGCCAAAACUCGUCGAGGCCGGCUGGGCAUCAGGCUCUGACGACGAUGCCGCGCUCGUCGAAUACAUCAUCCUCAUGCUCGUUAACGGUCGCACGCAGGAGCAGAUUGCCACCGAGCUCUCGGCCGAUCUCCUUGGCCUCGGCCCGGAAGACCCUGGUGCUAUGGAAUUUGCGGCAUGGUUAUUUCAACAAGCAGAACAGAUCAAUGCGCAACUGAACGGCUCCCAGGCGGCAGGCAACGAUGCCAUGUCUGGCAUGUCUCAAGGGAACGGCGACUUCGACACCGAUAUGGGUGCCAACGAUGGAAAUGAGUUGAAUGCUCCGACGGGCCCGCGUUCCAUGCGAAACGGUCCUAACCCGAGAGGAGGCGCUCGCGAGAAGCGCAUGCUUGGCCACAUGACCAAGGCUAUGGACAGGACAGGCGACUCAGUCCUUCACCGCGUUCGUGGCAACGACAGAAUCAACUCUCAUGCCCGCGGACCUCCUACAGGCCCCAGGGGCGGCAUGGGACGCGGCGGACGAUCGAUGAACAACCGUGGAGUCAAUAUCCAAGCCGGUCUGAACGCAAUGGCGGGCAUGAAUGGUCAGCAUGGAGGACCCCCUGGAAUGAACCCCAUGGCUGCCGCUUGGGGGAUGCCGCCGCAAGGACAACCUUCGCAAAUGGACCUCAUGGCGAUGAUGGAGCAACAAGCGCAAAUGAUGUCUCAACUCCAACAACAGCUCAUGAACCAAUCCGGUGGGCGAGGUGGACGCCGCGGAGGCAAGUCACUUUUCGACCGGACUCAGAAUUCUCGCGGUGGUUUCGGAAACCGUCAGCACCAGUCUAGAGACAAACAAGAUUCGGCAAUGGGAGAAGGCGGCGAAGGAGAUGAUGUCGAAAUGUCGCAAUCAAAGCGCGAACCGCCCAACCCGGACGAAACCGUCUGCAAGUACAACCUACACUGCACCAACCGCGAGUGCAAGUUUGCGCAUCAAUCUCCUGCGGCACCACCAGGCACAACAGUCGACAUUAACGAUGUUUGUACUUUCGGUGCCGCAUGCAAAAACCGCAAGUGUGUCGGUCGCCACCCCUCUCCGGCAGCGAGACUUGCCCAUCAGAGCGAGCAAGACUGCAAAUUCUUUCCCAAUUGCACGAAUCCGAGGUGCCCCUUCAAGCACCCUGAAAUGCCUUUGUGUCGCAACGGUGCUGGGUGCACGACUUCGGGUUGUAAAUUUACACAUGUUAAGGUCAAGUGCAGAUUCAACCCUUGCAAGAACCCUCACUGCAUGUAUACCCACGAGGAAGGCCAACAGGGGGUAUUCAAGGACAAGGUCUGGACCGCUGAGGGGGGCAACGAUCACGUUAGUGAGCGUCAGUUUGUGGACUCAAAUGCCCAGGCAGAAGUGAUUCUUCCAGAGUCGGAGAAUGCCGCGAACCAAGAGCAAAGCAAUGCUCAGGAAGUCAUCAGCUAG